GCUAGUUUAUGUUUAUCAAGCAAGAAAGUAACAAGACAUGUAUGAGUAAUCGAGUAGACGCGCGACCAGGUAGUUCUUGCUCUUUAUUUGACAGCUCACCGGGAAUCUUCAUGUUCAGAAAUAAUGGCUUGGAAAAUUGUACCAAAAAAGCUUGCGUUUUCCUUUAAUAAUGCAAUUGCAAAGUUUUGAUGAAAUAAGGAUGUUUUGCUGCGGGCCAGCCGCAGCCGUAUAUUUAGACGCGUCGCUCGACGAAGUCGAUGUUGAGAGAUAAGCGUCCUCCGAGCAAACAUGGACACAAGAAAUACGCUAUGAUGAUUUCGAACAAGAGCAAGGAGAUGGGGAUUCUGGUUCUCUACCGUCCGCCCAGUAGAUGAGGUCACUGUUCUCGUCUCCGGGAGGAACUAUACGGUUCUCCAUACGAAUUCUAUCGACGUCCGAAGCAUCGUAUCACGAGUAGUUAUCCGUCUAUCCCUUCCAGCAUUUUCUGGGAACGAAAUCCCAUAGGUCUUGAUCGAUAUGACCAAUCCCUAGUUUUACCAGGACCAGGGACGGAAAGCGAGCGAAGAUAGAUAUACAACAAGCUUUCACUCUUUUCCGACACUAUGCCGCCCAGAGCGAAGAGCAAGAGCAAUAGCGGACCGCCAACACGGUCGGGAUCAAUCGAGAACACAACCCCAACUGCGGGGGAUGACGAAGGCCCGAAAUGGAAGACGGGCAUGGACAGGCACGUGCGAGGGAACGACAGCCUCGGAACACGCAUGACGAGCAAAGGUGUUGGAUCGGGCGACGAGGAACGCAAAGAGACUGGUACCUUCUUACAUUAUUGCCAAGAACAACAACCAAACACGUAGAUGAACCGGGACUAUUCAUGUUCAUGACUUCCACUAGAUCCAGGAUCGGACCUUUACAAUGGUCACUCUUUUGAACAAAGCAUGUAAAAAAUGACGAGAACGCGAGCGCGACCUUUCAUUUCUUAAAAUUCUAUCUACACCUAGCCCUAGAAGAUAGGGGCCUCUCGUCAGAAUUCUGCGUGACUCUUGAGACUUUUCUGAUCGCAAGAAUUUCAAUUGAUUGCUUACGUUCUGAAUACUACUGCAGUUGAGAAUUGCUUUGGGUCUCCCAUCGUCCCAAACAUUUCUUCUUAGAUCUAGAAAAAUUGAUGAAGGUCAUGCAUUUUUUCCCAAAUUACGCAUAGCGCUUAGUACGAGACUGGAGCAGAGCGAAGCGAGGGAAGCGGAGCUUCAGCGAGCUCUGGAGGAAACGCAAGGCGACUGCGAUCUUUUACAAGAAAAAUAUCAGGAAGCCCAACACAGUGCACAACGAACGGAGACGCAGCUCGACGAGCUUGGGAAAGAUAUACUAGACGCAGUGAAGAAGGUUGGUGGCGCUGAGGCAGCAGCAGAAGAUGAGGCCCCACAUUAUGAAAAAAGAUGUCACGACGUCUUGCUCUUGUCCCUGUGUAUCUCUUACUCUUUUUGCACAAAUAUAUUAUCCUCCAUCCGGUACUCAUCAAUCAUGUUGUGCUGGUUGAGAUAGCAUGAGCAGCAGGUUGACUAGUACCACUACGACAGACUACGCAAAGGCAUAAUUGAUUUCCUGCUGAAAGACAAAGACGCGUUGACCAUUUUCUUGCUGAUGAUACGUUAAUAGUGGCCGUGAUGAGCCUGACCACUCACGCUUUAGCUCUAACCCAGUGAGUUCUAAGAACAGCUCGACCGGUCACCGAGUGAGCCGGCGGAUACGCCAGGAGUAGCGGCGAUCAAGCGAGCGGCGCUUAUUCUCAUGAAGUUCACCAAGGAAACCAACAGUCCAUCUAGGAAAGCGGCGCUGCAGCAGUCCAUGCAGGCAGAAAUCGCUACUUUGAAGGAGGAAAUGAACGAUGAAAGGGAGCGCUAUUCUCUGAAGAUGGACGAAAGAGAACGACAAAUUGCAAAACUCAGUACCCUCGUGGGCGAAUUACAGAAGCAAAAUCGGGACGUACUAAAUAAUAAUUGAUGUUGUCGCCCUGCUAAGAAUGCGUUUGAAGAUACUAUCUAUAAAUAUGUAUUCUAUCUAUACCUUUUUUUGUCGGGUCAUCCAACGAUCCGCCUCUCUCCAUCUACGACCACACUUUGAUCCGCUUUCUUGCUGAUGAUCCACUCCACAGUUUACUAUUCCAGGUUAAUCUUAGUUCUGAUUCUAAACUACAGGUGAUAGGGACAUCUUCGGAGGGUGUUCGGGAGGCUCGUGUGGAGAACCAGAAGCUGCGAGAGGAGGUUGAAAGCCUGAAGCAGGAGAGGGACAUGCUUGAUUUGUGGAACACUGAAAAUAUGCGGAUUUUGAGCAGACAAGAAGAACAACUUUUAGGGUCCUCAGCGUGUAUAAUCCAUCUCUCUCGGCAUCUCCCACCGGUACCCUUGUUUGUCUUUCCUUGGAGUUUGUAAUUGCAUACAAGGGAGGUAUGAAAAGGGAAAAAGAAUAACAAACGAGGGUAAAAACGACCCCGACGCCGAGGCGGACUCGAUCUCCCUCUAAAGCCCGCCAAGGAGAAGACAACGCAGCAACUAUUGCGUGAGCAAGAAACACGGUUCCAGAACGAAAGCGGGAGGCUCGUGAGAAGCUGGAACGCCAAAAAAAUGGAAUACGAACAUCAAGGAAAAAACAUUCUAUGGAGAAGAUACAGAUAGAUCAGAAGUAAUGCGCUUCAUUCUUGAUCAUCAUCAUACGAACAUAUUAAUGAUAACGAUGGCUAUUGAAAUGCUUUUUUAGACUCUAGAAUGCGAAGACGACUGGUAUGUUGAAGUAGAGUGAAGAGGUAAAUAGCUAGAUGAAUGGGAGUCUUGAUAUCAAACUAUCAUGUGUAGAAAUGAGGUCAUAUUAUGUUUGCGAUUUGUUCUAAUUUUCACGCGGUUAGAAAUGCAAGUCGAGAAGCUGCAGGAGGAAGUAGGAGCAAAGGAUAUGCUCAUCCUUAGCCUGAGAAAAGCGUCCAAAGCAAGAGACGUGGAGCAGCUGCAAAAGCAGGUGAAGCGACUAGUGAUAGAAAACCAGGACAAGACAGGGAAAAUCAGAGAUUUGGAAACGAAACUGAAGAAGCUCAGUGCGCAGUUCGACAUGUCCUCGCAACAGAAGACGGACGGACUGGGUUUGUCCCUCGAUGCCGUCGCCCAGCUUCUCACACGAGCGGGCGUAGAGCCCGGAGCAGGCGUUUCACAACGUGCGUCGUCAUCGAGCUCUGCAAACGUAGUUAUGCUAAAUAUUGAGAAAGAAGAGCAAACAAGCUUCACAUAGAUACUUCACAAGAACAAGACCAAAUUCUAUUCGGACUUUGGUCGACCUCGAGCUCAAGGCACAUGAUUUAUCUAGGUAUGUACUACAACCUGAUGCAUCGGUGGUCUUAGAUAGAAGGUCAACAAGAAGAAGAACUAGAAGAACAUCCUCAUGAUUCCGAAUGUUAUACAGGCCACCCAUGGUCCAUGCAAUCCGCAUGAGCAAAAACUUGACGUUGACUUCUAUGAUUCCUUGAUCAAUGAAGUGAUAGCCGGCAGAACCUAUAUUCGCUCUAAGCCCAGCAGCGCCGCAGCAGUAACGUCAAGCAGUUCGCGCCUUGCGCCCGCUUUGAGGCCUGUGAGCGCGAGCGUGUCUGAGGUGCAGAUUCAGGUGAUGAGGCAGAAACUACAAGACAAGGACAAAGAAAUAUCCGCUCUACAGGCAACCAUCAAGAGCUACAUAGCGCGAGAGAUUGACGCGAAGAACCGGCUUCGAGAUCAGAGCCAGACGACGAAGAAAUUCGAGGCCAAGGUUGAUGAAUAUCGUUAUGAAAUGAACCUGUCGAACAACAAAUGGGAGCGCAAGUACAACGCCCUACUAGGCGAGCACGACACCUUAAAAGGGGGUGGCACAACAGUCCUGCUUGGCUCCUCUCCGCUUUUGCGUGGCGCUGGAGCGAGCGCAGCUUUGGGCGCCUCUCCAGACGGGAAGCGGACUGGAACAAGAGGCGGGAUAGCAUCACGCGCGUACAGCAAUUUUUCGCAAUCACCAGACUUCGACAUUGGUGAGUUCGAUUUGAGCGAAGAGCCUAGUCCGGAUGCGAUCGACGUCAGUCAGGAAAUGGAGGCAGCAAAACGUAUUUUUCCUCAUACAUAUGUUUCAGUUGAUAUCGUCAAGUUGCAAUUAUCGAUGCCGAGGACACAACUUACAAGACUUCUGCCUCUAAAUUUUAGCGAUUUUCUCUUUUGGUAAGCUCCAUGGGAACAGCAGAUAACGAAAACGAUGAUAAGUGGCCGAUUCAGAGCUUCAUUAUCAAAGGAAAGUAGGUUUUAACCGAAUUCUUGGCAAUCGACAGCUACAGAUACAGUCGCUACUAGUUCUAGUUUAAGAAGUGGCUUCUGUACUCUUUCAACAGAACAUACAAGGCUUAGAUUCAAGUGAACCGUCGAGCUGUUGCUUCUUUUUCAAUGAUAGGUAAUGCUGAGAGUAUCCUGAAGUCCGGCGAUACUUCGAAACCCCAUUGGACGUCGGCGAUUACGCAGGGUCGUCCGAAAUCUGCUUUCACGGGUAGGACCCUUCCAGGCUCGCUAAUUGCCGGGGGAGCGCCAGUGCGGCCGUCAACGUCUGCUGGUCGAGGCUGAGGUAUGUGCAUGAGGGUAUGCCAUUUCUUCGUCUACUUCUUACUAAGGAUGUGACGACUACGAGUACGACUUGGGACUUGUGGUGCCACUUCAGGGGUGUUCUGCUCUCUUGUAGGGACGACGCGACAAUAAGCCAUACACUUCUCUGUUGUUUUUUUCAACUACUUAAAUGGAGAUGUUACUAAGUGUAAGUUAUUCAAAAAUGAGGUCGCUCUCGCUACGACUUCAUUCUACUGCGUUGUUUUUCUUUGAAAACGAAAAUUCAAAAUUGUUUUCACCUCUCUUGUUGAUUGAACGACAUUCGAAAUAGAUUGUCGGAGCACAUGCUCACGCCUGAUUGUUGACAUUGACUUCCUUGGAAGAUGAUAGUUUGGUAAUUUUUCUCCAAUGGACAUCGUGUGUUUCCCCGUCAUUCCACUUGUAUCGAUCUGGGGCAGCCUAUACUAACGUCUGCGGCAGCGUGCACCACAUUUCAAUGAAAUAUAACGACUUACGUCACCAGCAGAGCAGCUGGAAGUGCACGAACAGUAGAGAAGGACGAUAAAAAAAGCUCUGGAAAAAUCUAUGGAGAAGCGUGCUCAUUAUAGCUAAUCUAAAGCUUGCAGCUGGGUUUAUCUUAUUCAUGACUGACAACUCCGCGUUUGCAUAUCGAUGCAUUAUCGGAGUUCGCAAAUGAAUUUACACAUAACGAAAUUAACCGAGUCGUGUCCAAAUUGUACACGACUUGACGGGAGACGGUUCUCAAACGAACCCCUUGUUCUAUCAAUAAAAGCGAAGUUCC
Amoebophrya sp. A25 is the source of this 5388-nucleotide messenger RNA. The record is from the annotation of a GenBank genome assembly. NCBI's taxonomy places the organism in Eukaryota, Dinophyceae, Syndiniales, Amoebophryaceae.